Molecule: messenger RNA, 2035 nt
Organism: Eriocheir sinensis (Chinese mitten crab)
Lineage: Eukaryota; Metazoa; Arthropoda; Malacostraca; Decapoda; Varunidae
Product: CLIP domain-containing serine protease B4-like
Exons: 10
Coding region: 148-1491 (447 amino acids)
Biological process (GO): proteolysis
Molecular function (GO): serine-type endopeptidase activity
Source: RefSeq, a predicted model, not a curated record
UGGUAAACACACACACACACACACACACACACAGAGGGCGGUGGUAACAGAGGCCUGAGAGCUCAGAGAGGAGACCAGUCAGUCGUUCGGGGCACUCCAAGACACAGUGCAUCGCCUACCCCCAAAGAACUUCACUUAAUCGGCUGCAUGGUUCCCCGCGCGAGGACGUCCCUGGUGGCGGUGGGGGUGGUGGUGGUGGCGAUGCUGGCCGCCCUCCUGCCGCCCCUCGCCUCAGCACAAGUGAUUUUCCCGAACUCUCAGGGCGUGCGUUGUGUAGAUAGAGAGCCCUUGUGCCCCGAGUUUGCUGAAAGGGGAGCCUGUGAGACCAAUCCAACAUACACGAGAACCACCUGUCCCUUGUCUUGUAAGGUGUGCCAAGAUGGGACUGCCACCGCCACCACCAGCACCGCCUCUAACAGACCCCCAGCAACUGAAGAAGUCCCUGAGGCCACUGCUAUCUCCUCUAACACUCCUCCUCCUCCUCCUGCUGCUGCUGCUACUUCUACGACCCCCACUUCUCUCCGCCCCGCAGUGACGUCACCAGGUGGCUUCCGGACCAGUACUACAGCCACCGCCUCCUCCUCCUCCUCCUCCACCUCCUCCACGUCCACCUCCUCCUCAAGCUCCCCGUCAAGACCCACAUCCGGAAAGCCCUCCAUUGUAUAUCCUGACUUCGAGUGUGGCGGCGCCCGUAGAGCCAGGAAGCGCCGCCAAGCCCCCAGCGACCAUGACUCUUCUUUGUCGGAGGAAGCAACGCGUGGAAUCCAGGCCUCAGAUGCUGCUGGCGAGAACUCGGCCUUGUUAGAGUCCAGUUGCGGCGCCUCUGUCAUCAGCAGACGCUUCCUCCUCACCGCCGCCCACUGCAUCGACCCCGAGAACCCAAUCAGCGCGGUGCGUCUGGGAGACCUCGACCUUACCCAAGAUAAUGAGAACAACUCGGCGCCAGCGGACUACGAUAUUAUCCAGAUCAUCAUUCACCCUCAGUUUAGACCUGGGUCCUCUGUCCGCUACAACGACAUCGCGCUGCUGCAGACGGACCGCGAGAUCGAGUUCAACGACGCCGUGUUUCCGUACUGCAUCUCGCCGAGGAUUCCCGCGACAGGCACCACCGUCAUUGCUGCCGGCUACGGUCUCUACAAUGAAACCUACAAAAGCCACCACGUGUUGGAAGGCGAGCUGGACGUAAUGUCGCUGGCCCAGUGUGAAAAUGAAUAUCUGCAGCGGGACCCGCAGCGCCUGAAGACCGCCUACCCUAACCUCCUGCCGCCAAGAGGACUCCUGUGUGCCGGGAGGGACGGUGGCGGCGUGUGCAAGGGCGACGAGGGCGGGCCGCUGUACCGCGAGGACGAGUCUGGGCUCCGCUUCCUGGAGGGCAUCACCAGCCUCACGGGGGGCGCCUGCAAGGAGGGACUGCUGCCCGGCCUCUUCACGGCAGUGGCGGACCACGUGGAGUUCAUCGACGCGGUGAUCUACAACCCCCGCUUCGCCUAGGCGGGGGGAGGAGAGAGAGAGAGAGAGAGAGAGAGAGAGAGAGAGAGUGUGUGUGUGUGUGUAAGCAAGAUUGAUAGUACCAUUCUGUGAAGAGACUCUCGACUCUAUCUGUAACUGUUCUUGUGUUAGUUUGUUUGCCUGUAUUUUUGUUUGUUUCUUUGUGUGUGUGUGUGUGUGUGUGUGUGUGUGGACUUCGGCCUAUAGCGCCGGUCGGCUUUCAUGACGGGGCCUGUUGGUUGACUCCGGCGGUGGCUUACGCAAGUGUUUUUAUUAGUUGAUGAGCGGCCACCAGGACAGCAUGUGGGUCUUAGGCCACUGAAAAUUGUCAGCUUGUGGCGGCGGACUGGACUUGAACCCGGGUCCUGCAGGACACCACGGCCGCACGCUGACCACUCAGCCACCGCCUCCCGCCAACACCCACUGCUCGUAAUGGCGAGGCUGCAUCUGAUCGGCUCUUUAAAAUUAUGCCUUGUCAAACCUUGCCCUCGGGAUAACGAGGGAGCCAUACUAUCACUGUUUCGCAAUAAAGAAAUGUUGACUUAUA